AUGUGCAAGCGACCGGAUUUCCCGGCGGACAUCACGGGCGACGACUCCGUCAGUCUCGACUUUCCCGCGCAACCACAGUCUGGCUGGCCCCCGGGCGCGCAUGGCGCUGCCGCCUCCCCUCACCUCUCCGCAUCGCAACUCCCCAUGCCGCCCUUCACGCUGCAUUAUCCCACCGCCUCUCCCGCCGCCGCUUCUCACGCUGCCGCCGGAGUCGCGUCGCAGCAUCUAGACUGGCUGGCGUGCGGCCCGGCGUUCCUGUCGCCUGUCAGCCUCCUCCCCGCGUUCCCCUCGCCUGGCCCUCUGCUCGUCCCACCGCCUCUCCUCGACGCUUCCAAUCCCACCAGCGAAAUGACCGCGCGUCUCUCCGCAUCUCACGGCCUCACCAGCCCGCGCGGCGCCUGGACUUCCGCCGCCAACCCCGCCGCCAUGCGCGGGUCACCGCCUUCCCCUGCCGCCGCCACUGCAACCAGCGCGCUGGCCGCCGCGCAGACGGCAUCGGCGGCGGCGACGGCGACGACCGGCGCAGCAGGGGGGGGAGGAGCAGGAAUGGGAUCAGGAAUGGGGGCAGGAAUGGGGGCAGGAAUGGGGGCAGGAAUGGGGGCAGCAAUGGGGGCAGCAAUGGGGGCAGCAAUGGGGGCAGGAGGAAUGGGAACAGGGGCGGCACCGUGGAUGUCGUUUAUGGGACCGUCCCUAACAAUGGGCGCCAUGCCGCAAGGAUUUCUGAUGCGACCGAGCGCGGCGCAAGCAGGAGGGCACGACGUGGGAAGGAUCCCCGUCAUGAGCGAGAAGAAGCAGAAACGAAUCGUGUCGAACCGAGCUUCAGCCAAGCGAUCACGGCAGCGGCGGCAGCAGAGGCUGGAGGAGCUGGAGGUGAUGGCGGCGCACCUGCAGGUGGACGGGGCGGACGCACGCAAGGGAUUGGCGGACGCCACUGCCAGGCUGGCAGCGCUGCAGCACGAGCACACGGACCUGCUGCAGCAGGUGGCGGAGCUGCAGAGGCUGCUGCAGCUCGCGAAGCAGCGGUGA
This is a messenger RNA of Closterium sp. Yama58-4, 1026 nucleotides long. Lineage: Eukaryota; Viridiplantae; Streptophyta; Zygnematophyceae; Desmidiales; Closteriaceae. The record is from the annotation of a GenBank genome assembly.